ACCGCCCCCCACCGCUGUGCGCAUGCGCGGGGCCGUCCCGGCGGUGGCGGCGGCUGCGGCGAUGGGCGGGCGGUUUGUCCGCGCGUUGCGGGCGUUCAACGUGGAGAGCCGGGCCCACCGCGAGAUCAGCAAGGAGAAGCCCACGCCCGCGCCGCACCACCCCACCACCCGCCUGGACGCGCUGACCGAGCACCCGGCGAUACGCGAGAAAGUCUACAGCAAGGACGACAGGCUGCUCACCUUGUUGAAAGACGUUUAUGUUGAGUCUAGAGAUCCGCCGGGGCAGGUAAAAGAUGGAGGUGGUGAACAUGUUCCAUGUAAACACGAGGAAAAGAGAAUUACAAAACUAGGUCAAUUUGAAGAUCUAGAUAUUAAGAAAGUUACCAAAGGCAAAAUUUCCAUUGUGGAGGCUCUGAUGCUUCUUAAUAAUCAUAAACUUCAUCCUAAGGUAUGGACUGCAGAGAAAAUAGCAGUGGAAUACAGUCUGGAACUGACGGAAGUCAACUCUCUUCUGGAAUUCUUCAUUCCUUUUACCAUGCAGGAAUUUCCUAAAGAAACAAGAAAAGCUAUAAAACCAACAUAAAAAUAAUUACCAAAACCUUGUGUGAUCUUA
Molecule: messenger RNA, 613 nt
Organism: Cygnus atratus (black swan)
Lineage: Eukaryota; Metazoa; Chordata; Aves; Anseriformes; Anatidae
Gene: NDUFAF4
Product: NADH:ubiquinone oxidoreductase complex assembly factor 4
Exons: 3
Coding region: 23-583 (186 amino acids)
Biological process (GO): mitochondrial respiratory chain complex I assembly
Cellular component (GO): mitochondrion
Source: RefSeq, a predicted model, not a curated record